This is a messenger RNA of Ceraceosorus guamensis, 904 nucleotides long. RefSeq lists its product as hypothetical. The transcript has a single exon. Lineage: Eukaryota; Fungi; Basidiomycota; Exobasidiomycetes; Ceraceosorales; Ceraceosoraceae. The coding region runs from base 449 to 796 and encodes 115 amino acids. The record is from RefSeq and is a predicted model, not a curated record.
CAAGAUUGCCAACACUCGCAACCAACACGUCAUCAAGAAGGGUGGAAGCAGGCGCACAGCUGGUGCGGUCGCGAGCAUCGUCGGAAAGCGCGGAUACCGUGCCGAUCUGCUGAAGGGUGAGUCACUCGAGGAGCAUGAGGGAGCGUGGAGAGUAGCAUUUGGGAUCUUUUGUGUCGCGUCGCAGCGACAGGGCCAAGGCAGACUCAUACGGGCGUUGGGACGCAGAACUGGAGAUAGGCAAGCUGAUGAGGGCGCAGUAGCACGACCCUUGGAGAUUUGCUCUCUUAGCCGAAGGGAAGAGGACGUCAGGCUCGUCGCGAUACAAUUCGCUCCGAGCGCUCUCCCUACGUCGCAUCGUCGCAGAUGUUCUGCGAGGUACUAGAGCUCGAAUCAUUCGGCCACUCCAGUGUGUGAAGCUCUGUGCUGCUGGACGAACGGUAUCGCCAGGAUGUCAAGGGGCCAAUUUCGGUGGCUGCUGUCAACAUCACGUCUGGUCCUGAAUCGCGCGUCGUGGUUUCGCUGCGGGAAAGAGUCUGGGUGCGGAUGCGACCGCGCGCCAUCGAGCAAUGCGCGUUCUCAACGCUCUCGACCUUUUGUCUGGCUAUCUCGAAGGGGGGCAGCUACUAACAUUGGCUUCCUUGCAAUAUUUCUGUCAGAUGCCGUCGCUCGCUCUUCUGUGAUUCUCAAAUCGCAGCGCCCAUCUACUGGUCGUCAGACCGCCAAGCCCCGCAAGGUCCGUGGCUCAAAGGCGAAGACUCUUGUGCAUGAAGCAGAGGCCACCGAGACUGAGGCUUAGACGUCUGCGUGGUUCACACUCGGAGCCCCAUCGACAAACAUGACUUCACGGCUAUGACACAUGCCAAUACAUGCGUUCGCGAUGCAGUGCAAGCGAAACGAGUACCGG